Molecule: messenger RNA, 3867 nt
Organism: Cynara cardunculus var. scolymus (artichoke)
Lineage: Eukaryota; Viridiplantae; Streptophyta; Magnoliopsida; Asterales; Asteraceae
Product: ABC transporter G family member 24
Exons: 14
Coding region: 266-3577 (1103 amino acids)
Molecular function (GO): ATP binding; ATP hydrolysis activity; ABC-type transporter activity
Source: RefSeq, a predicted model, not a curated record
AGGAAUAACUUUGCAAAGAAAAUACCAAAGCUGUGGAUUUCUUGUAAAUUUUGAACGUUGAAAAUGCCAAAACCCGGAGACUCCGGGGUGCACAGUUUUGUGAAAAGAGAACUACGUCAAUGCCGGCAAUCUACCCAUUUUCAAGUUCAAGUCGGAACGUGUCCAAAUCCCACAUAUAUUAAUACACUUUCUACCCAUUUUCACCCGAAAUCUUGUUUCUCCGUCAACUAUAUGCACGUCCCACCACGUUGUUGCUAGCCGGAGAAUGGUCGGAGGGAAACUUUUCGUCGCCGUAGCUAUUGUUGUAGUACUGCAGCUGCUGCUUCAUUCGCCGGAAUUCGUACAGUGCCAAGUUAUCGGAGACGAAUUCGCCGGUCAGAUCAACGAUACUGCGUUCCUCCCGUUCAUUACUCAGAGAGUAUAUAGCAGUCUUACCAAUCUCACUUCCACGAUUCUUGAUAGCGAUGUUGGGGAACAAUCCUCCUUCUGCGUUAAAAAUCGGGAAGUAGAGUGGGAUAAAGCUUUUAAUUAUUCUUCUAAUUUGGACUUCUUGACUUCUUGCAUUCAGAAAACUAACGGAGAUGUUACGCAGCGCUUGUGUACAUCAGCGGAGUUAAAGUUCUACUUUGAAGGCUUCUUUCUGGGUAACAGUUAUGAGAGGCCUAACAGGAACUGUAAUCUAACGUCCACGGUUUCUGGUUGUGAGCCAGGAUGGGCGUGUGCCACUUUGUCAACUGAUGAUGUUAACAUGAGAGAUUCGCGUAAUAUACCUGCUAGAACUCUCAACUGUCAGCCUUGUUGUGAGGGUUUCUUCUGCCCGAAAGGUCUUACUUGCAUGAUACCCUGCCCAUUGGGUUCACACUGCCCAUCUGCAACUCUUGACAGAGCUAGCGGCAUAUGUAGACCAUAUUCUUACCAACUGCCUGCCGGACGGCCUAAUCAUACUUGUGGGGGAGCAAACAUAUGGGCAGAUCUUCGCACUAGUCGCGAGCUUUUCUGUUCAUCAGGGUCAUAUUGUCCAUCAAGUACACAACAAUUGCCUUGCAGCAGUGGGCAUUACUGUUCAACAGGCUCUACAUCUGAGAAACCAUGCUUCAAGUUGACCUCAUGUGAUAGCCACAGUUCAACUCAAAAUAUUCAUGCAUAUGGGGCAAUGCUUAUAGCUGCCAUAUUUACUAUUCUGAUCAUCAUCUACAACUGCUCUGACCAAAUAAUUACAACUCGGGAGAGAAGGCAUGCUAAAUCUAGGGAAGCAGCUUCAAGACGUGCAAAAGAGAAAGUGAAGGCACAUGAAAGGUGGAAAAUGGCAAGAGAAGCUGCUAAGAAGCAUGCAGCUCAAAUAUCUCGUACAUUUUCUCGUAAAAAGGCUGCUCCACAAGAUGAGGAGCUUUCAAUAUUGAGUGAAAGUAGAGCGGAUAUGAGGGAGAAUCCAGUUACUUCAAAUGUGUCCCAUUCAUCAUCCCCUGCGUUGGAAGACAGCAGAUUGGAGCUCAGAAGUCAAACAUAUGCUAGAGAUGGGAUCGAAGAGGAUCUUUAUAGUUAUGAUACCAGUAUGGAAAAUAAAGAUACACAUGAUAAAAAGAAAAUGCCGAAAGAAAAAGAAAUCCAUACUCAUAGCCAAAUCUUUAAUUAUGCUUAUGGUCAGAUUGAGAAAGAAAAGGCCAUGCAACAGAAUCAGAACCUUACUUUCUCUGGAGUAAUCUCAAUGGCGGUUAAUACUGAGGUCAGAAAAAGACCCAAAAUUGAGAUUUCUUUCCGAGAUCUGACUCUUACUUUGAAAGGAAAAGGGAAACAUCUUUUGAGGUGUGUUACUGGGAAAAUCAUGCCUGGCCGAAUAACUGCGGUCAUGGGUCCAUCUGGGGCGGGUAAGACGACAUUUCUUUCUGCAUUGGCGGGCAAAGCACAUGGAUGCAGGAUAACUGGUUCGAUUCUUGUAAAUGGGAAACCAGACUCAAUCCAUUCGUAUAAAAAGAUCAUCGGUUUUGUGCCACAAGAUGAUAUUGUCCAUGGAAAUUUGACCGUGGAGGAGAAUCUCUGGUUCAGUGCAAAGUGCAGGUUAUCAGCAAACAUGCUUAAACAAGACAGGGUUCUAGUUGUUGAGAGAGUUAUAGAGUCGUUGGGUUUGCAAGCAGUGAGAAGUUCCUUGGUUGGAACUGUAGAAAAGCGUGGAAUCUCUGGAGGCCAGAGGAAACGAGUAAAUGUUGGUGUGGAAAUGGUAAUGGAACCAUCGCUUUUGAUCUUAGACGAACCAACAUCCGGUUUGGAUAGUUCAUCUUCUCAACUACUUCUUAGAGCACUUCGAAGGGAGACUCUCGAAGGGGUGAACGUUAGCAUGGUUGUUCACCAACCAAGUUACUCCUUGUUCCAGAUGUUCGACGAUUUGAUACUUCUAGCUAAAGGUGGACUUACGGUUUAUCAUGGAUCAGUAAGGAAAGUUGAAGAAUACUUUUCAGGUCUCGGAAUCACUGUUCCAGAUCGUGUUAAUCCUCCAGAUUAUUUUAUAGAUGUUUUGGAAGGAAUGGUUAAACCAAGCACAAGUUCGGGUGUAAAUUUUGAACAGCUUCCCGUUAGAUGGAUGAUUCAUAAGGGUUAUCCUGUUCCCCCUGAUAUGCGUAGAAAUGCUGGUGGACUUGAUAUCUUCCCAGAAGGUCGACUUUCAGGUAAUGAACUAAAUGACACCGAGAGCACAGCAGAGGAUCAUUCGUUUGCUGCUGAAAUUUGGCAGGAUGUGAAGUCGGAUGUGGAACUCCGAAGAGAUAUCAUACGCCAUAAUUUCUUGCCAACAAAGGACUUGUCCAACCGCAAGACUCCAGGAAUUCUCAUGCAGUACCGAUACUUCAUUGGAAGGGUUGCUAAGCAGCGGUUACGAGAAUCCAAGCUACAGUUAGUAGACUAUCUCAUCUUGUUACUUGCUGGUGCAUGCUUGGGAUCCAUUAUUAAAUCGAGCGAAGAGACUUUUGGGGCACCUGGCUACACUUACUCCAUUAUUGCAGUAUCUUUGUUAUGCAAAGUUUCGGCUUUGAGAACAUUUUCUUUGGACAAGUUACAAUAUUGGAGGGAGCGUGCAUCCGGGAUCAGCAGCCUAGCUCAUUUUCUUGCCAAAGAUACCAUCGAUCAUUUCAAUACCGUGAUAAAACCAGCGGUUUAUCUCUCCAUGUUCUACUUCUUCAGCUACCCCAGAUCUUCCUUUGCCGAAAAUUACACCGUCUUGCUCUGCCUUGUGUACUGUGUGACUGGCAUAGGGUACAUGUUGGCCAUAUUUCUUGCUCCUGGUCCAUCACAGCUGUUCGCGGUGCUCAUUCCUGUAGUUUUGACUCUCGUGUCGACCCAGACCCAAAAUAGUGAAUUCCUGGAGCAUAUUUCGAACGUGUGCUACCCUAAGUGGGCUCUGGAAGCAUUUGUGAUUGCAAAUGCAAACAGGUAUUCGGGAGUGUGGCUGAUAACUCGCUGUGGCUCACUUCUUAGAUUCGGCUACAACGUACAUGAUUGGGGUCUAUGUAUAUUCGUCCUCAUCCUUAUUGGUGUCCUUAGCCGCAUUUCUGCAUUCUUUGGCAUGCUCAUCGUCCAUAAGAGGUGAGUCCAAAACUAUCCAUGCUACAAAAACCACAGCAUGGAGUACCGUUGAGUGAGGUGUACUGAGUUCGUUUGAUUUAGAGGUAUUUACAAAUUUACAGAGGCACGUUAUGUUGUAUCAUCAAAGCAUAGUGAUAUUAGUAUACGGUUAGCAAUGGUAGAAGUAAAUUUUGUUUUAGUAUUUCAUUCAUUUUCUUACGUCUCUGAACGAAAUCGGAAGCCAUAUUUGGUUUCUAUGUAUGUUGUAACAUGUAGUUUGUAUGCAUUAUAAAAGAUGUGUAUAUACAAGUGAGC